Caenorhabditis remanei is the source of this 894-nucleotide messenger RNA. RefSeq lists its product as uncharacterized. The record is from RefSeq and is a predicted model, not a curated record. Gene Ontology annotation, molecular function: protein binding. The coding region runs from base 1 to 894 and encodes 297 amino acids. NCBI's taxonomy places the organism in Eukaryota, Metazoa, Nematoda, Chromadorea, Rhabditida, Rhabditidae. The transcript is spliced from 2 exons.
AUGAUGGACGCCUCGUCGUUCCCUUUACUUUGUCUACCCAUCAAAGCGAUUCACAACUCACUGAGAUGCAUGGAGCCGAAAGAUAUAAUCAACAUCUCCUUCUGCUCCAACUCCACCAAGCACCACGUGAAGUCUCUCAACAUCAAGCCCCUCGAAUGUUUCAUUUGUAUCGACCAAGUCGUUCAAAUCCAAGUUCUCAUUAAGCCAUGUCGUAUCUUUCACAGUUUCCUCAUCCCAGAUACAUCGGAAAUCAAAAGUUUCUGGGAUCACAUAGUAUAUCUCUUUGGUAAUCCAAGAAUUGACAUUUAUAUUCACUCAACUCUGAUGGAUUUCGAUUCAAUGUGUGUGAUUUUUGAGGGAUUGAAUAUCAACUGUCUCUAUGUGCACCCGGAAGAUAUGGACUACGGUUUCUAUAAGAAAGUUUUGAACCAGUUCUCGAAACUUGCUAAGCAGCUAGACUUAUCAAGCAGUCUGCAUCCAAUGGGAGACUUCCAUGAUGUUCUAAUUCAAAACUAUGACUAUAUCACCAUCGAACCAAUGGCUGACCUCAAAAUUGAUGACUUGCUAAUCAUGAACAGUUUAUCUAUCUAUGUGAUGGAUUCCCAACUAACCGAUAAAGAUAUCAACAGAUUUCUAAAACAUUGGAUCAUGGGAGGAAACCCCAGACUGGAACACAUUUACAUCGAAUUUCAACGGAGAUCCAACGAGGAAGUGUUCAAAGGAAUAAAGCGUCGAAUGGUAUCACCUAGACGUUUCGAAGGGUUUAUUGGAGGUGCAAGAGAGCGGAGAGUCGUAGAAUUGACUGAUGGAAUUGAGAUAUGGAACGAGAAGGGAACUAAGAAGGCCACUAUUAAGUUUAAACGUACUACUGUGAAAAUGUUUGUGUGGCAUUGA